This is a messenger RNA of Engraulis encrasicolus (European anchovy), 1618 nucleotides long. Its product is annotated as adiponectin receptor protein 2-like. Gene Ontology annotation, biological process: adiponectin-activated signaling pathway. The coding region runs from base 1 to 1614 and encodes 537 amino acids. Lineage: Eukaryota; Metazoa; Chordata; Actinopteri; Clupeiformes; Engraulidae. Gene Ontology annotation, molecular function: signaling receptor activity. Gene Ontology annotation, cellular component: plasma membrane. The record is from RefSeq and is a predicted model, not a curated record. The transcript is spliced from 10 exons.
AUGUUGUGGUGCCCGAGGACUUUGGGGAUCCACAGACAGCAGGCCCAGCCAGGCCGCAGUACCACUUUGCGACUAGCAGGCGGCGCAGUGAAUAACAGUGCCGUCAUCGGCAGCGCUGUUUCCCAAUGGCAGUGGUAUUACAUGGAGGAGCAUUGGACAGUCACAGUACAGUGGAAUGCCUUUAUCACCACCAGCAGUGACGAUGAGUUGCAGUACCGCCUGCAGCCAGCAGAGAGCGCUGAGGAUUCAACCUUCCUCCCAUCCCGGGUCAACGGCACCACUGUGACGAAGGUGUUCCAGCCAGAGACGCAUCUUGUCACCAGGUGUGACGACCCCUUACAGAGAGAAGGCAAGCUGGAUUCGGAGGAGAAGAGGAGAGAGGAGGAGGGGGGCGGGACCACGUCGACGGUCCUCAGGCACAGAGGACAGCGGGUCCCCUCCGUCUCCGUCUCCCACGACGACGACGGCGGACAUGACGAGCACGGCAGCCCUCCAAUCAGCUCGCGAGGAGAGGAGGAAGACACGCCCCAUCACAACCACAAGAAUGGGGGGGUCCCCGGCAGCAGCAGUAAGGCUGCACUGGACGGAGGGAUGCCGGGAGAGGAGGAGAAGGGAGGGAACGAGAGAGGAGGAGGAGAGGAGGUGGAGGAGGAGAGGAGUACAGAGGAAAGCUUCAUGGCCAGAACUCCCCUGCUGCAAGCGCACCACGCCAUGGAACGCAUGGAGGAGUUCGUACACAAGAUGUGGGAGGGCCGGUGGCGUGUCAUUCCCCACGACGUGCUUCCUGAUUGGCUGAAGGAUAACGACUUCCUGCUCCACGGGCACCGCCCCCCCAUGCCAUCAUUCAGGGCCUGCUUCAAAUCCAUAUUCAGGAUACACACCGAGACGGGAAACAUAUGGACGCAUCUACUAGGUUGUCUAUUCUUCCUGUGUCUAGGUAUCGUCUACAUGUUCCGGCCCAACAUGUCGUUCGUGGCUCCCCUUCAGGAGAAGGUGGCCAUCGGGAUGUUCUUCCUGGGGGCCAUCCUCUGCCUCUCCUUCUCAUGGCUAUUCCACACCGUCUACUGCCACUCGGAAGGAGUCUCACGCGUAUUCUCCAAGUUGGACUACUCUGGGAUAGCGUUCCUCAUCAUGGGUUCCUUUGUGCCGUGGCUAUACUACUCGUUCUACUGUAACCCCCAGCCGUGCUUCAUCUACCUGUCCGUGGUGUGUGUGCUCGGAGUGGCCGCCAUCUUCGUCUCACAGUUGGACUUCUUCGCCACGCCGCAGUACCGCGGAGUCAGAGCAGGUGUGUUUGUGGGUCUGGGUCUGAGUGGCGUGGUCCCCACUCUGCACUUCAUGAUUGUGGAGGGGCUGCUGCAUGCGGUGACUAUGGGCCAGAUGGGCUGGCUGCUCCUCAUGGCCUCCCUCUACAUCACCGGGGCCGCCCUCUACGCCCUGCGCAUCCCCGAGAGGUUCUUCCCUGGCAAGUGCGACAUCUGGUUCCACUCUCAUCAGUUGUUCCAUAUCCUGGUGGUGGCGGGGGCCUUCGUCCACUUCCAUGGCGUCUCCAACCUGCAGGAGUUCAGAUACACCGCCGGGGGCUGCGAAGCCGAGGACGAUGGAACCCUGUGAAGAC